Gongylonema pulchrum is the source of this 210-nucleotide messenger RNA. The record is from the annotation of a GenBank genome assembly. NCBI's taxonomy places the organism in Eukaryota, Metazoa, Nematoda, Chromadorea, Rhabditida, Gongylonematidae.
ACGGAAGUUGGUACAUAUGAUGUGAGCCAGCUGGCACGCGAGCACAUUCAGAUUGUUGAGGCCGACAGUUUUUGGUGUGUUACGGCAUUGUUGGAUACAAUUCAAGAUAAUUAUACGUUUGCCCAGCCUGGCAUUCAGCGCAAAGUUCAUCAGCUGCAGCAUUUGUUGAGUCGUGUUGAUAGUAUGUUGCUCGAUAAUGCUACUUUUUAA